Molecule: messenger RNA, 3054 nt
Organism: Ambispora gerdemannii
Lineage: Eukaryota; Fungi; Glomeromycota; Glomeromycetes; Archaeosporales; Ambisporaceae
Source: the annotation of a GenBank genome assembly
AUUGAUGCAGAUGAAAAGAGUGAAACAUUGGAUUUUUCCAAGGGUGUUGACCCUCUAGGAAUGGCGUUUGUAGUUUUUCCCAAAGAGCUUGAAAUGCUAACGUCGGACGACGUAGAAAGAUUCAGCAGUGAAUUAAAGGAGAAAAAUAAAGUAUUAAAGAUUAUUUUGGAUGAAUCGGGAAAUAGAGCAGUAUCUUUACUUAAAGAUGAAAAAGAAAAUGACCUUAAAAAUUUUAAAGAUAUGAUUGAAUGGAGACAAAAUAAUCCUGAUUGCGAUAUGGAAGAUGCGAUCAAUUAUUUCGAUAAAGUAUCAAAAGUCGCUGAUGUUUUCGCCAAAAUCAUUUACGAAUACGAUUAUCCCGAUUACGUUCUUAAAUCACCCAUCACGACAAGAAUAAAACAAGAAAACGACAAUGAUAAUGAUAAUGUACGAAUAGAGAUUAAAGAAAUUAAAACAACAAAAAACGAGGGAAACGAAGAAGAUAAAGUCAGAGAAAAAUACACCGACAUUGAAGAACGUAAACAAUUUGAGUUUUUACUUUUGUUGUCGGGUUUAAUAUUGGAGCACGAAGAUGAUUUAGAGAGAGGAUACACUUAUGUGAAGGUUUGGUCACCUUUUUAUAAACUAUGCGAAGCUGCCGAACAUAUGCGAUUAAAAGUUGAACUAGAGACAAGAAAAGUCGAAGAAAAGUAUAAUGAAAAAGAAGAAUCAGAAAUUAUAAGUUUGAAUGAAACCGUGACGACAAUGGAACAAACGCUUCUUUUACCCAAAGAAAGCUCUAUGGACAAUAAACCAAAGUUAAUCGAAAAUGAACAAUUCAAUAAUAGUUUAAUACUCAAGUAUUCGACUCGUCAUUUCCACCAUAAAAUAAAUAUCACAAAAAAAUCGAUUUUGUUCAGAAAGGAAAAUCUAAAGGAUUUCAAAGGGGCAUAUUGCGACAAUUGGAGUCAUCUAGUGUUGAACUUUUGGAGUGGAUCGCGACGAAAUCUUUUAACGCAUUACCUGAUCAUAAAUGCUAAUGGUUUUCGACUCCAAAUAGAAGGAAAACAAUCAGAGAAACAACGAAUAUUAUCAUUGGCUUUUGAUGCAUUAAUACAAAAGAAGAUUUAUGUUAGUCAUUUUCCGCUUCACUACGGACCUCCAUAUAAAAGACAAAUUAACGACGUGUGCGCGAAAUUAAAUGAAAUUGUAAUUAGUAAAACAUUAUUAAACGAAAAAGAAGAGAAGGACGUUAACAGCAGUAACAAUAUCGAUGAUAAUGACGAAGACAGCGAUAACGCGAAACGAAAACUAAAUAUGAGAAGUGAACUAUAUUCAUAUUUGUUUAAACCACGGUCACUUGAAAAAAUUCGGGAAUAUUUUGGCGAAAAAUUGGCACUUUAUUUCGCGUGGCUUGGAUUUUAUUCGUCAUGGUUAUUAAUUGCCACGAUAUUAGGUGCUAUAACUAUAUUAUAUGGUGUGAUUGAUGCAGCAAGUAAAGGUGAAUUUAACAAUGGAUUUUUUGGAAUCUUUAAAAUUUGGGAUAAUGCCUUGACCUUACCAUUCGCAUUAUUACUUUCGAUAUGGUCUACAUUGUUUUUGGAAUCUUGGAAUCGAUAUAAUUCUGCUCUUGUUAAUGAGUGGGGAAUGUCUGAGUUUGAAAUGGAGAGACAACCACGACCAUUCUUUAUUGGAACGAUUUUGCGCGACCUAUUAAUAUCACCAAAUCGCGAUGAAAUUCGCUUUCCAUUUAAAAAGAGAAUACAACGAAACAUUUUGUCGAUAAGUAUAAUAAUUAUAUCUAUUUUAAUUGUUCUCGUGUCAAUUGGAAAAUUACUGCUCUUCUCCAAAGUGUGGUUCAAUUUUGGGGUGUGGAGUAGCCUUUUCUCGAGUUUGAUUAAUUUGGCGUUGGUUAUUAUGCUUAGUGCUGUUUAUGGAAAAAUUGCAAAGAUAAUGACUGAUUUCGAGAAUCAUAAAACUGUCACAAAUUAUGAAGAUUCGUUAAUACUUAAACUAUAUCUAUUCGACUUUGUGAAUUUUUAUUCGGCACUUUUUUAUAUUCUGUUAUUCAAACAAAAGUUUUCUAUGAAACUCUUGUAUGGAGAUGACACUGCAGAAGGAUGUCAAUACCAUAGUUGUAUGAUUGAACUCACUAUCCAGCUUGCUGUUAGGCUUAUUGGCAAACAAUCAGUUGAUCAAUUCAAGCAACUUUCAAUGCCAUGGUUCAUACUCAAAUUUGAUAACCUAUACAAUCGGUAUCCUUGGAUAAAUCCUCUUUUCUUCCUAUCAUUUUGUUCCUCCUCUUCAUCACGCCGAUUCUCCAAGCCGAAAAUAAAAUCCAAUGAAGCUGAAUGUAAUGAUCAUAAGCAAUGGAUAACGGAUGAUAAGCUGUUAUCAUCAAAUAACGACGAUGGUAUUAGAUCAGAUUACCAAGAAAUGGUUGUACAAUUCGGGUUUAUUUCGUUGUUCUCCACCGUGUUUCCAUUAGCACCAUUAUUCGCGUUAUUAAAUAAUCUUGUGAAAAUUCGAACGGACGCAUACAAGUAUAUAACCGUGAUGCAACGACCGAUCGGUUUUCUCGCUCAAAAUAUCGGAAUGUGGGACACGAUUAUCCAUGUGAUUUCGUUUUUGUCUGUACUGACGAAUGCGACGAUAGUCGCAUUUCAUUCCAGUUAUAUGCAACGCGUUUUUGAAGUGUAUGCUCAGACAGAUUAUCAGCUGUUGGUUAUUCGUGUAGCGUUUAUUUUCGCUUUCGAGAAUAUCGUCUUGAUAGCGAAAUUACUAUUCAGAUGCUUGCUUCCUAAAGUACCAAAUGUCGAUAAUGUCCAAACGAUCACCCAACGGAUAAAAUCCAUUUCGAAAAAAGAACAAGAGUCUUCACUUAAGCCUAGACUAUCUAAUUCCCUUGACGACGGACGUAAGAAAUUACGACUGGCUCGUCGUCUAUUAACCAUUUAUGGACAGGACGAGGGCGCAAUAAGAAAAGGCCUUACUUCGUUGAAAAUAUUUAAUCGUAAUAUGGACCUAGAAAUUGAAAGUUGCUUUGUUGUUGAUGAAGUGUACCAACGACAACAG